This is a messenger RNA of Linum tenue, 2215 nucleotides long. The record is from the annotation of a GenBank genome assembly. NCBI's taxonomy places the organism in Eukaryota, Viridiplantae, Streptophyta, Magnoliopsida, Malpighiales, Linaceae.
AUGAACAACUCAUUGCCUCACCCCGCUCACCUCAAAGCCUCUCUGCGACAGAUACAUCCCAACAGCAUCCCAAAAGUGCUUUAUUUCCCUGAGAGAGAGAAAGACCAGAGAGAUAGAUAAUGGAGAGAGAAGAAAAAAAUACUGAAAAAAAAUCGUUGGCCCAACCACAACACACUGAAAAACCUCACCGGGCCCACGCACAGUGAUCGUGGGAAAAUACGAGAAUAAAACUGAAAAUUAUAUUCGCUGGCGGCGCCUUCUCCUGUCUGGCUGUCUCCCUCUGAUCUGAUCCAAUGCGGGCGGCUACCGUACUCUCGCAUCCACUUCCUCUCCCGGCGAUCGCCGCCUGGAAGCACCUUCGCAACCAAACACGUUCCAGCAUUCAAUUCUCAUUUCCGCCGCUGCGGCCGGCGUUCAGAGUUUCUCCAUUGAAGUACCGAGAGAUUCAGAAGCGAGGUUUGCGAGUGACUGAUGGCCUCGAGCCGAAAAUUGCAGAAAGCAGCGAGGAGGAUCCGACGGAGAGAAAGAUUGGUGGGAGUUCGAAUUCGGAUCCAGGAUGGAUUCGUGCUUUCCCUCAUGUGCUUACAGCUUCCAUGUCCAAUUUCCUGUUUGGCUAUCACAUUGGGGUGAUGAAUGGACCUAUAGUUUCUGUUGCGAGGGAGCUGGGUUUUGAAGGCAGUCCGAUACUCGAGGGACUUGUGGUGAGCAUAUUCAUCGCUGGUGCAUUUUUCGGAAGCAUUGGCUGCGGCUCGCUGGCUGAUAAACUUGGAUGCAGGCGGACAUUUCAGAUUGCUACUGUUCCAUUGAUUCUUGGUGCAAUCAUAAGUGCACAAGCGCACUCGUUGGAAGAAAUACUUGGUGGACGAUUUCUGGUUGGCCUUGGGAUUGGUGUGAACACAGUUCUGGUUCCGAUCUAUAUAUCAGAGGUUGCUCCUACAAAAUACAGAGGCUCCCUGGGAACUUUCUCUCAGAUUGGGACUUGCCUCGGUAUCAUUGCAUCUUUGUUACUUGGAAUUCCUUCAGAAACUGAUCCCCACUGGUGGAGGACGAUGCUAUAUCUUGCUAGUCUUCCUGGAGUGGUCCUUACACUAGGCAUGCAGUUUGCAGUAGAUAGCCCCCGCUGGCUGUAUAAAGUGGGAAGAAUAGAAGAUGCAAAAUCAGUUAUCUAUAAUCUUUGGGGGCCAAGUGAAGUUGAAAAGGCAAUAGAAGAAAUUCAGGCAGUAGUUAAGAGUGAUGGCAAUGAUAGAGGUGGUACAUGGUUGGAACUGCUGGAGCAACCACACUCUCGAGGUUGUAUAAAGAAGACUCAUGCCAUGAAUGAUAUAUCUCUCUUUUCUGCAGUUGCAUUUGUUGGAGGUUCGCUUUUCUUAUUGCAACAGUUUGCCGGCAUAAAUGGAGUUCUUUACUUUUCAUCCUUAACAUUCAAGGAUGUGGGUAUAACAAGCAGCGUGUUGCCAAGCAUAUUCAUUGGAAUCAUCAAUUUUGCAGGUGCACUAUCUGCUCUAUACUUGAUUGACAAGGAAGGAAGAAAGAAGCUAUUAAUUGGUAGUUACUUGGGGAUGGCACUUUCAAUGUUUCUCGUAGUAGUUGCUAUAAGCUUGCCACUCAAAGAACAACUUAGCCACAUCACAUCUAUACUGGGAACUCUGCUGUACAUAUACACCUUUGCCAUCGGGGCUGGUCCAGUUACUGGCAUGAUCAUACCAGAACUCAGCAGCUCCAGGACUCGCGGCAAGAUCAUGGGAUUUAGUCUUUCCGUUCACUGGGUCUGCAACUUCUUGGUCGGUCUAUUCUUUCUCGACAUGGUAGAGAUCUACGGAGUUGCCCCUGUUUAUGCUGCAUUUGGCAGCAUGUCGUUGUUAUCGGCGAUAUUUGCUCACUACUUCACCGUUGAAACUAAAGGCCGGUCACUGGAGGAGAUUGAGAUGUCAUUGAAAUGAGCCUGUUUAGAUUCUGGUAGAACCAAUUUGUAUCAUAACUUCUUAUGUUUGAUGUUGAAAGACUGAAUGCUUUUCAAUUUUAAUCUAGGACUCAGUUGCUUGCUUCAUUUGGAAACUGAAGCGAUGUAUUGUAUAUAAUCACACUUUAUCUUGGAGUCUUGAAGGUAGGGGUGUUCAAACUUCAAACGGAUUGGUUACCGUGGUAACCAUAUUAACCGGUAGUAUUUGGUUAAUUUGGUUUAGUUAAUUUGGAUAAUUGGUUUGGUUAGGUUAAA